Molecule: messenger RNA, 367 nt
Organism: Impatiens glandulifera
Lineage: Eukaryota; Viridiplantae; Streptophyta; Magnoliopsida; Ericales; Balsaminaceae
Product: cysteine proteinase inhibitor A-like
Exons: 2
Coding region: 41-352 (103 amino acids)
Molecular function (GO): cysteine-type endopeptidase inhibitor activity
Source: RefSeq, a predicted model, not a curated record
CUAAUUAAAGAUUUUCCAAAUAGUCAAACUGGGAAAUUUCAUGGCAAAAGUUGGAGGAAUUCACGAGAAGGAUGGAGCUUCUAACAAUAGCAACGAGAUCGAUAACCUCGUCCGUUUUGCCAUCGACGAUCACAACAAGAAAUCGAAUGCACAAUUGGAGUUGGUGAAAGUGUUGAACGUGAAACAACAGGUGGUGGCAGGAACUGUGUACUACAUAACAUUGGAGGUUAAGGAUGGAGGCCAGAAGAAAGAAUACGAAACCAAGGUCUGGGUGAAGCCAUGGAUGGACUUUAAACAGGUUCAGGAGUUCAAACUAGUGGGAGAUGCAUCGUCUUCUUUCCCGACAGUUUAAAUAUUUCCAAAAUAA